Molecule: messenger RNA, 4735 nt
Organism: Phasianus colchicus (ring-necked pheasant)
Lineage: Eukaryota; Metazoa; Chordata; Aves; Galliformes; Phasianidae
Source: RefSeq, a predicted model, not a curated record
UUCCUGCUUUCUUCUUCUAUUUCAAUACCUCUUGUGGGAUCAGCCAUGAAUAAGCAUUGGAAUUAUUUGGUUCAGCAGGCAAAACAUCAACCAGCACCCAUUUCAAGGUAUAUUCCUAUAGCAACACCACACAAUUCAGCACAGGUAGAGGAGCUUUGGGGAGGGAGGGGGGGGUUUGCUUCCCCAGAAGACACUUUUUUUUUUUAAAUUCAAGUCAGUCUUCAGUGAUCCUAUGAUUCUAUACCCCAGCUGUAAAUAUACUAGAGUAUAUCCAACAGCUCUAAAAUAAAUACCAGAGUGUGAGGACAGAUUAAACUUUAUACCCCUAAGCAUAUACUGAAGCAUCACCUGAGAGCAUUUCUUAAUGGUCAAGAAACACAUCACAAGUCUGUAAGCUGUAGCACAGCUAGUAGCCAACAGCACCUUCUUACACUGUAAGGGAUGCUUCAGCCAGGACAAGUUCAUUUAUUUCAUUUAACUCGUAAAGCAGUUAGUGCCCUCACCACAUCCUGUUUAAAAAAGCCCCUCAGAACUAAAACAUACACAACUCCUCUUUUUGUUUGUGUUUUAUCUGCACUCAGUACAAUUCCCCAGCAAAACACUGAUCAAAGAAUACAGAGAAAUUUCAUAAGUCAAAUCCAAUACACACAGUACCAGUUAAGGUAUGUGGGGAAAAAAAAAAAAGAUAAGCAAAGGACUUAUUUUUCAGUAUAUUGGCCACAUCUAUUAACAUUUCAGACACAAAGUGCUGCAGCUAUUAUUUUCAUGUGCAUUCCUGUUGCUGACAGAUUUCUCACUUUUUCUCCCACAUGCAAUUUCAGAAUUGAGCUGCAGACCACACGGACAGGAAAAAAGCCACUGCCAGAGAGCCUGAAAAAGGAAGCUCAGCCAGCAAGAGGUCAUACUCUCCUCUUUCCAUCUCCAUGAAAACACUUGUUCUGUUUUUCUCUACAUGCACACACAUUCACUUCCCCUUUUCCUUAGAAACCCAAGUACUGCCUUACCUGCACUACAGCCCUGGAAUUCCCAGAGUGAAUUCACACAACAGUUUUAGAAGAACUUCUUUCAUUAAAUCAUUUGAGCUCAAAUGAUCUCUGCUUUCCCCUCACACCAGCACACACCUAUGUCCUGCACUGAAUUUCACCAGCACAUCUGUGCAGCUGCAAACUGUGCAAUUCCCCCAACAACCCUAAACAGUAACACAUUUCAAGUUAUUUUUCCAAUGAGCUUUUACCUUUUCAAAGCAACUUUCUGAAGGGAUAACCAAGAACAAGUCUGAAUGGAGUCUCAAAUCCCAAAUUCCUUGCUUCUGAUGAACUAACCAAUCAAUAGGAUAGGAAUGCUAACAGCUCAAAAGUCAGAAGCAUGACUAAAGACUCUACCACCCUAACUAUAAAUGGAAAAUGAACCGCUCCUUUUUCACAAACAAGGGUUUCAUUAAUACACUACUCCUGUAUUUUAGAAUAAGGAACACCACACUGCCUGCCUGCAGAAGUUGUCCACUUAUCAGCUCAAAGAGCCACAGGUAGGCAAGACACUUCUGCUCUGCAGUUGCUACUUUAAACACCUCUUGAGGAGACCAUCUCAAAGCCAGGUUGCAUUACUCAAAAAUUCAGACCUGCUUCUAUCAAACAGCCUAUUAAAAUCUCAUGAAAAUUCAUUAUGAGAAAUAUUUUUAUUAAGACAGAAUAAAAGAGGCCCUUUUCUUCUGAUUCUUUUACUAGUUCUGUACUACAUUAAUAGACAUUUGUCUUUUUCUUUCAACUUCUCAGGAAACUGGCACACUUAAGUUCAUGUGACCCAAGCAACCCCAUUCCCAAGGCAGUGCUCUUUCUUCUCCUGCACUCCCCCACUCCCAUCUGAAACCAACAAGAGAAAUACCACGUUCUCCUUUUUAAACUUCCCUACUGCCAUGUUUUCAUUACUGGUAUCACUCAAUAUCCCCAACAACUAUCAAUCUUACACUUAAAAAAAAGAAGUGCCUACUACACUAACUAUUCACUCAAGAUACUUACAUCAUUCAUUCAGAACAAAAGCAUAUGUUCAGUAUGAGCUACUGCCCAACACCUGGAGAGACUAAACCGCCUGAAGAUUUUGUAAAGGGUUUUAGCAUACAACAAACAAAACAGCCAGCAAAGAUCACUUUUGGAACCUGUACCAUUUUGCAGCUACUAACAGAGUAAAUGAACAGGGACACUACAGCUAGAUGAGGACGCUGGUCCAUGUCUCUCCUGUACUGAGGACUCCACAUUUGGAAACAUUACUCCAGCUGAGGCAUCAGCAGAGUUAAGAGGCAGAAUCACCUCCCUCCCCCCACUGGCCACACUUCCUUUGAUGCAGUCCAGGAUACAGUUGGUUUCUGGGUGCAACGGCACAUUGCUAGUUCAUGACCAGCAGUACCACCAAGUCCUUUUUGGCAUGGCUGUGUAAGCAUUCACAUCAUAAAAUCCUACCCAAAAUCCAAACACAGAGCAGGGUACUGCAGAUCCUCUCACUGACAUCCAACCAUACACUCCCUCCUUUAUUCCCCCAGGGCCCUCAAAAGACUGAGGAUUAAAACAAGUUACACUGAAAAGCAUAUUCAAACGGUUUCAAUCACCAUAUAUAACAACUCCAACACACACUGAAGAAAUAGACACCAUGACCACGUACACUCACUGCAAGAUUCAUUAUAAUAUAAUACAAACUUACUACUGAAGAUUACCUACUCUCUUAGCCCCAAAUCUUUGUGUUUCUACAGGCUAUGAAGUUGAAAGCUGUAAGAUCCACUAAAAGAAAUCUGUUAAACUGAGGACAGGUAACAUUUUGAGGUUUAAAAUCGUGUAUUUACCAAGACCAGACUCUGCAGUAGUUCAGCUGAAAUGUAAUGAUAACACAAGCCUCAGAGAUGCAAGAAAAGAAAUGGAUGAGUGGGUUUUCUAAAUAAUACAGAACACUUCCAAGUUUUAUUGUCCAUGUAACUUACACAGAAAAAAGUAAUCAGAUGGCGAUCUACAAUUUGGCAUUAAAGUUUAACUUCUUUAACACCAUCAAGUUUACCUGCAUCACUUUUUCUUUAUAGACAAUUCUUUAUGCUCUGAGCCACAAGCAAUAGAUGAGAGGAAAACAUUACAUGAGCAAAGGACAGUUAACUUCAGAGCAGUUAUGGGUGAAGUUCUUCACUUCUCACUCAAGGUGUUUACCAUGCUUAAACAAGCACAAGAGGAGGAAAAAAGGUUCUUCCCUCCUUUGGGCUAUACCGCAAUUCUUCUGCAGUUGGUCCAUCCUCCACUCCCACUCAGUAAAUUUACGAACGUUUGGAUUUUGUGUUGAGGGAUAUGGUUUAGUGAGAACUAUUGGUGACAGGUGAAUGGUUCGACUGGAUGAUCUUGUAGGUCUUUUACAACCUUGGUGUUUCUGGGAUCCAUCUUAACUGGAGAAAGAUGCAAAUAUCGUCAAGAUAAACAGAAACAAAGGAGAAAGCAUUGUAUGUUUUCAGGUAAGUUUAAGUAGACACUGUGAUAGUGGUCUUAACUAAUAUUGCAGCUCCCAUACCACAGAGCAGGGAAAUUUACCUCUAGCUUAUUUUCCAUACACCUAGUCCUGCUCCUCCCCCCCACCACUCCUGACUGCAGAUGCCAGCACUGAAGUUCAGGAAACCAAAAAGGCAAAGAGGUCACUCUGAGUCAAGGGCAGGAGAAAAGGGGAACAGGAGGGUCCACAAAAGCGGGUUUUAGAGCUACGUAGCUUCUUGGUUUUGACAAGAUCAAGCAAGGGCAAGAUGCAAGGACAACAGCAGGACUAUGUACUGUAUAUUUUCGGUGUCAAGUCACUAUCAGUGGUGAAACCGCACAAUAAAACCUCACCGUGGAACAGCCUGAAAGACUUUUGCCACGAAAUACAUCAGAGCAUUCUAAAACAAACUGCUCUGAUAACAACGCCAUUAGAAUCUCAUCCCUUCCCUGCUCUUGGCUCUCAGUAUCUCACCGAACCACAAACGAUGCAAAGCCACCAAGGGCACAGCAUGCAACAAAGCCCUCGGGAUGGGGGGAAAUCUCCUCCCUCAAGAUACCGAUACACCCCUCGUGUAGAUGCGGAUAACUGCCCUCGCUCCCGCUUCCCUGCGGGAAUUCAGAGGAAGGGCCGCACUCAGCGCUCGGGCACCCAUCUCAGCUCUCCCCCACACGUUUUACCCAUUUUGGCCACAGAGAAACGCGGUGGCUCCCCUCCGUUCGUCGGCUCGAACGUGCCCUCUACAGAUAGUUCCGGAGCAAGGCUUCGGAAAACCCGAGAGCUCACCUCAAGCCGCGUUUUAUUACCAAUUCCUUCACCCUACGCCUUCGCAACGGUUCCAGAAGGGUCCGCUUCGCCCCGCCACCUCCGCCUCCCCCCAGCGGGCCCUAUGCGGAGCGAGCAGGCGGCUCGAGGGCACCUGCGCCGCACGCGGCCCCACCGCAGGCCCGCUGGGGCGAGAGGAGGCCGCGCUGAGCCCGCUGCGAGAUAAGGCCGCAGGGUGCCUGCACGGGGCCCAGCGCCGAGGAGGGGGCCCGACCCCCAUGGGUGAGAAAGGCCGAAGCUCGGGGAGAGGCCCCCGCCGUGCCGUUACCUGUGGCGCCGAGCAUGAAGUCCAGGGUGCUGUGCCGCGCUGCUGCCAUAGUGAGGAAUCUGCAGAAACGAGAUCUAAUGUGAACAAUACGACGGUAUCAGUGAUCUCCUGGCAUUCUGCAGCUUGAAGAAUAAAAAGUUUUACAAGAAA